GCCAAGGAUGAAGAAUCUAAAAUGAUUAUAGAGCUGCGUAGAAUAUUCUUACACGACGAACAAAAAUGCUGUGAUUCAAAUGCUUUGAAGGAAUUAAAAAUUCGUCUUAGACACCAUAUACCACAGACGCUGCAAGGAAAAGGAGCAGAAUUUCAGGAAAUAUUUGAAUCAUUAGUUCAUGACGGAAAAAUUACCUUAGGAAACUAUGAGUUCUUGCACAAUGCUUUAACGGAAAUUGAACAGAUAACAGCCGCAAACAAGAUAAAAGAUUAUCAAUUAAAGAUACAACAAAUAUUAUCUUUAAAUUCCAGUUGUGAAGAGGAAUUGAAAAUGAUCUCAGGAAACGGGGAAAAUUCUAGCAUAAAAACUACAGAAUUCAAAUAUCCAUCGACUUCUUUAAAUGAGAGAAGUUAUUCUAGUGUUUCAUCAUCUUCAUCAGGUUACUGUUUAGUGGAAAGUUAUAGAGACGACUCCAUCUCCUCGCCACCAACAUCGGCGGAAAAUUCGAACAUAUAUAGAACGUAUGAAAUCGAAAUUGCUUCAAUACUGCGAAGAGGAAGUUGAACACCAUUGUAGAACUUUUUAAGAAAAAAUGGAGAAGAAAUAUGUCAGAAAAGAAUCUGUAACGGAAGCACAAGUAGCAAUAGAUAAGAAACAGUCUUCGAAUAUGACUUUGUCAAUGAAUAA
Molecule: messenger RNA, 687 nt
Organism: Saccostrea cuccullata (small rock oyster)
Lineage: Eukaryota; Metazoa; Mollusca; Bivalvia; Ostreida; Ostreidae
Exons: 2
Coding region: 22-564 (180 amino acids)
Source: RefSeq, a predicted model, not a curated record